Messenger RNA from Hevea brasiliensis (rubber tree), 907 nucleotides. RefSeq names its product eisosome protein SEG2. NCBI's taxonomy places the organism in Eukaryota, Viridiplantae, Streptophyta, Magnoliopsida, Malpighiales, Euphorbiaceae. Bases 156 to 551 code for a protein of 131 amino acids. The record is from RefSeq and is a predicted model, not a curated record. The transcript has 2 exons.
ACCUAAAACACUUUGCGACGCCACGUGUCUAUGUCGUCCCUCUCGCAAAAACCCUAAACCCUUUCGAUAUCAAACGCGCAAACCCGCAAACCCUCGCCUCCUCCGAAACACUACACACAUAAACCAAAAACUAUCUUUCUCUCUCCCCGCUGCCAAUGGCCAGCCCAGUAACAAUGACGAAGCUAUUCAAAACUGCAAGUCUCUUCCUAUCCAUCUCCUCCGUGGCUCCAGUAGCAUCCCAAUGGAAACCAAGAUUGUUGGCAAGAUACCGAGCCCUAUCUCUGUCCAGUAUUUCCUCGAGUCAGCCUAAUCUUGGCUCUGUUCAUCAUGGUACUAUUAAUGGCAUCAACACGCUUCUGCUGUCGAGAUUUCAUGGCUCUAAAGGUUACGGUCGGAGGAAAUAUCCAACCGACGACGACGACGACGACGAUGACGAUGAUGAUUUAGUUGGAGAGGAUAUUGUUGACGACUAUGAGAAUGAUAAUAAUGAGUUUGAUUUUGAUGAUGAUGAUGAUGAUGAUGAUGCUCCUGCUCAGAAACGAAACAAAUGAAUGAAGCGUGAUAAUACAUUUUAAACGGUGACUUUUCAAUGGCUGUAGAGGACAGGCUAGUGGGCGGAGUUAAGGGGCAGAUUUCUUCAAGUUUGUUAGGAACCAUUAUUAUACUGUUAGUGCCCAAGAUUAGCCAACCUGUAACUAAUAUAAUACUUCAUCUUUAUUAGUCCCACUUUCUAUUUUUAGCGUUUCAUAUAUCAGUUUCACUUUUGAUUUUGGUAAGUUUGUUUUUUUUCUUAAGAUUACUAUAUUAUCUUUGUAUUAAAGGCUAAUUAUACAUUUAAUGUUAUUAUGAUAUCUAGAUGGUGAAGAAUUUUUAAACUUAAUUCAUUAAUGCUGAAAUUAGAAAUUUA